AUGACUAAAGAAACUGGGGCCGGCACGACGAGAAGCCAGCUGAGCCGUAGAAGAGACCCAAAAUUACCACUCGCCGUCGAGUUACUAAGGCGCGACGAACCCAUGCACCCCCAGCUUCAAUCCCGUCUCGUGUCUGGACUCCCAAGAGAAAUCCGAGAGAUGAUAUGGAAAUAUGCACUCCGCGUGUAUGAAGACGUUGACGACCUUUAUAACUCUGAAGCAAGCUACGCCCGACCCGGGCAUGCUGCUCCUUUACGCAUCGCCGUCGCACUGCUUGGUACAUGUCGCGCUGUAUACCUCGAAACUUUCCUGCUCCCCUUUCAGAUUAAUCCUAUAGAAAUUUUCGACGGAGAUGAACUCGAUAUUCCGCCGGAUAGCCAGCUGGUACGCUCGGUGGGAGAUCAACUACGGUGCAAGAGGUUGAAGACUUGGCAGUUUGCCAACAUAUCUUCUGUGAAGAUGACAGUGCAACAAAUCAUGUUGGAAGGGGGUUCGGUUGAGCGAGUUUCGCGCAUUAUUGGGGCAAUGGGGCGUCAUAAGGGAUUCGAAUGCCGUAGCUUCAACGGACUUGGCUUCGCGACACUCGAGCAGCCUGCAAAAGUCGACAAUGGUGCGAAUGAGAUGUCUGACAACAAAGAUACCGCUGACAAGCUCCCAUUCCCUGAGGAGAAUCUACUGGUCGGUAGGAAAAUCACUCACCUGACUAUCCAGAUGGGCCGCACCGACUGGUGGUCAUGGAAGACCGAAUUGUCGGAAUGCGAAAAUAACCCUAGGGAGAGAUUGCGGUUAGAGCCGAUGAUCAACUCGACGCAUAUAGCAGCGCACCGUCUCCCCAUGACCAUGGGAUAUGAAGCACGGAAAGCAGGAAAGGAGCCCGACUUCGGACUCGAUGAGUUUGAGAAGCAGGGACGUUGGGGCUUGCACGUCGGCGAAUAUUGGCCUGACCUGACGACGCUCAAGCUCGUGCUGGAAACUUUUAUGUUUAAAAAGGACCAGCUUGAUUAUGUGAUAGAGUGUGCCAAGUUAUGGAACUUUCCGCUGGGCGAUGGCUAUCAUCUAGUGUGGGAUGGGACAGAGGAGGCUUUUAGAUGGCGAGGUGCUUCUUCGUACUACAAUAGGAAUCCUCGGUCCUCGGAAGGGAAUAGCAGUCGGAACUUUGAGGCCCAGGACCCGCCAGUGAUUCGGUGGCGGCCUGAGAUUCAAAACGGUUGUGAUCCUGGUGAUGCCCAGGAAUUCAUCGUUCAGACGAUGACAUUCAAACGGAGAAGAAUCAGUGAAUACCGCACUGACUGA
Molecule: messenger RNA, 1293 nt
Organism: Hypoxylon fragiforme
Lineage: Eukaryota; Fungi; Ascomycota; Sordariomycetes; Xylariales; Hypoxylaceae
Exons: 2
Coding region: 1-1293 (430 amino acids)
Source: RefSeq, a predicted model, not a curated record